Drosophila subpulchrella is the source of this 1339-nucleotide messenger RNA. It is a transcript of the gene COX6AL, whose product is annotated as cytochrome c oxidase subunit 6A1, mitochondrial. Gene Ontology annotation, cellular component: mitochondrial inner membrane. NCBI's taxonomy places the organism in Eukaryota, Metazoa, Arthropoda, Insecta, Diptera, Drosophilidae. The record is from RefSeq and is a predicted model, not a curated record. The coding region runs from base 281 to 565 and encodes 94 amino acids. Gene Ontology annotation, biological process: mitochondrial electron transport, cytochrome c to oxygen. The transcript has 2 exons. Gene Ontology annotation, molecular function: enzyme regulator activity.
AAAAUAUAAAAAGAAAUAGAAGAGCGGAAGCCUUCUAAACGCUUCGCCGGACUUUGGUUAAAUAUUGAGCUGAUUAAACAAAGAUUUUGGGGGUUGUUGGACCUUGUCUACGAUCCCCUUGAGAGUUCCUAAUUUGCCAACUAUUUUCGGGGCAGCAGCAGGCGUGGGCGUUGUGGAUCAGAUCGAAACGUAGUUUCCUUCACCAGUACCUAUCUGGGAUACGUACCGUACUAAACCUAACCUAAAGCGUCAGAAUAAAUUUGUGAGAUUUCCGAGAUUCAUGCCGAGACUCGAUUUCCGGCAGAUGGGCACCAUGCCCGCGAACACCGCUGGUCUGUGGAAGCGGGUGACCUUCCUGCUGGCCCUUCCGGCCAUCGCCCUGUGCGCCCUGAACGCCUUCUCCGGCCACAAGCACGUCGAGCGGGAGCCGUUCGCCAAGUACGAGUACCUCAGGCGCAGGACCAAGCGGUUCCCCUGGGGCGACGGCAAUCGCAGCCUGUUCCACAACGCCGAGGUCAAUGCCCUGCCCGAGGGCUACGAGGACGAGGUGGCCGAGGAGGACUAGUCACUUCUCUCCUACCCCGAUAUCGUUUUUCCCAACACUCUUCCACGAACACCCUUUGGUAAUUUGACUUUUGGACUUGUAAUUAUUAUUACAUCACCUGUGUGGCCCCUCGUUUGCAGAUUCUUCGCAAGUAAUAAAUUAAUCAUUGAGAUCUGAGUCAGUCUGUGGUUUCACUUGGCCCUGAGACCUGUCGCAUCUGGUUCGCUAAUGGUUCGGGCUUUUACUCUCGCCCAGAACCAAACAAUGAGUUAUAGGAAGGGGCGUUGAGUGGUGUGUGGGAACUGGCCGAAACAAAAGAUUGUCCCUGGAACUUUGGUCGGCUAUCAUCAUUUGUCAUGUUUUGUGCUCAUCGCAACCUGUUGCACCACUGACACGAAUGGGCCAAAUAACACGUACAUCUAUAGGCGAGGUGGAGGUGCUUUAAUCGAUCUUUUAGGCACACGUACAUACUCGCACAUAUCUGCUCCAAAGUCAGAGAUCGCAUCGCAUGGAUCGCAUUGCCCAUACGCCGUGUUGGCCCAAGCAAUUCACACCGCAGUUAGAUACAUAACUUAUACUUUCGUUGCGAUUGCGAUUACGAUAGCGUGUGUUUGCCGAAAACUUGCGACAUGAGCGGCAAGGGCAAGUACAAGUACUCCCAGCUUCCAAGUACAAAUACCCAAGUGCUCCGAGAUCCCCAGUUAAUUAGACUCCAAAUACGCCGAAUAGUGCGUAGCUGAUGAAGUGCGUUUCGAGAGCCUCUGUUCUCGAUGGCAAACUAAAUAUUGGCCCGUG